Messenger RNA from Symbiodinium sp. CCMP2592, 1410 nucleotides. NCBI's taxonomy places the organism in Eukaryota, Dinophyceae, Suessiales, Symbiodiniaceae. The record is from the annotation of a GenBank genome assembly.
AUGGCGACCCGGAAGACGAAGAAGGCACCUGCUGCCUGGCUCGUGGCGGCAAGGAAGGCUGGCACAAAUCUCCAGGACGUCCGGCUGCUCCUCAAGAUCCGUGAUGGAAUACAGGAGGAAGCCUGGGUCGCCGCCGCGCAGGUCGACCCAAAGUGGAAGUCGCGCGGGCAGACGGCGCUGUACUUUGCCGCUGCACGGCAGGAUCCAAUCGACGCUGAGAAAAUUUGUCGAUUCCUGAUGAGUCGAAUGCGCGUGCCGGCAACAAAGAGGGAUGACUGGGGCCAAAGCCCUUUGUUCUACGCAGCUAGACAAGGACACAAAGAGCUGUGUGCAUACUUCGUCGAGAAGUUGGGCAUGAGCGUCCAUCAAGCAGACAAGUGGGGCGAGACCCCCAUGUUUUACGCGAUGGAAGCGAAAAAGACCGAGACGGUCAUAUACCUCCUCAAGCAGGGCGCGUCGCUCGGCGUCAACAACAAGGGCUUCCAGUCGCCAGAAAGCCUCGCACCGGUUGAGGUGGCUCGCGAGCUGCAGGCCCGGAUGAAGGAGUGGGCCGAGCCAUUGAAGGCCUCGUCUCGGCAGCCGCAGCCGGCAGACUCAAAGAAGCGCAAGAGACCGGAUGAGGAGCAGGAGGAGGAGGAGGAGGCUCAGGAGCAAACAUCAGCUGCGGAAGGACCUCGAGCACUUCAGGAAUGGGCAGCAAGACCUGCGAAGUUGCCGAGGAAUUGGAAGACGCAGUUGGCACGGGAGAAGCUGCAAGGCAAGCCGGAAGUCAUCGCCGAAAGCUUCACUCACAAGGUCACGCUCGUGACCACCGACGCCCUGGAAGAGGUCCGGGGCCUCGAGAAGACACUCGUGGCCGACCAGGCCGGCCUCUUCAAGAGGAAGCUGUUCGUCCGGUCGUGCAGGGCGGCCGACUUCUGCUUAGCACUGGGCGCGUACGAGAAAGAUGGACAAUUUUUCGCAGAGUAUUCGCACAUCGUCGCCAACCGUGGAAAGGAAGGCUCACUCGUGCUGGUGGCUCGGGACAAAACGACCGGGCGCACCGUAGGCUUCGUCCAUGCCGAAAAGGGCAGAAAAGAGCUGCUGAUUGGAAUGGGUUUCGACAUCUUCGACGAGCCGGCACCCGAGACGACAAUGAGCAUGCUCUCGAUGUGCGUGAAGAUGGUCCGCCGUGCUCAGCAUGCCCCUGAAGCGCCAAAGGAGAAGAUCAAGAUCGAGCCAUAUGUGCAAACGGCUUUGGCGCCGUGGCACUACAAGGGGCUGCGCGUGAGAAAAACGAUCCGGUGCUGCCGCAUGGUGGAGCCUCCUAAACGGGACGAUGACUCUGCGACGGAUCCGGAGAUGCCUGAGUUGAUCCCGGUCACGCCGAAUUGGUUGUACUCACCGCGGGUGCAGGGCAUCGACUUUUGA